This is a messenger RNA of Mauremys mutica (yellowpond turtle), 2969 nucleotides long. RefSeq names its product protein TASOR-like. Gene Ontology annotation, cellular component: nucleus. Gene Ontology annotation, biological process: male meiotic nuclear division; regulation of double-strand break repair via homologous recombination; synaptonemal complex assembly. The coding region runs from base 66 to 1142 and encodes 358 amino acids. The record is from RefSeq and is a predicted model, not a curated record. The transcript has 7 exons. Lineage: Eukaryota; Metazoa; Chordata; Testudines; Geoemydidae.
UCAUACUUUGCAACAGGGAAGACGUAGCCACUGCAAGAUCAUUCUCCCUAUUGGCUGGUGUCAAGAUGGAAAUGGAAGAAAGUAAUAGAGUUAAACUGCAGACAAAAAUAAGAUCAAAUGAGAAGCCACCAUACGUGACAGCUGUUGGUGCAGAAACAAAUCCUUUGAAAAAAUUUACCAUCCCUAAAAUAAGGAGGACUGCUGAUAAAGUUUCUUUAACACCCUGCUACACUAAUCAGAGGGAAUAUAGCAGCAUCAGCCAUACUCUGAGCCAGUCUCGUCUCAACACAGGAUGUGACCUGCAGUCUUCAUGGCAGUUUGGUGAGAUAAAACUGGUACACAAUGAAGAGCUGGAAAAAAAAUUUGCUGCAAAGAGGGCCAAGAUGCGUGAAGAAGGAAGGCAAGGCAGAGAACUUGAGGAACAUUUUUGUUUUUUGGUGCUGCCUUGGGAUGAGGUCUCAAAAAUUUACCAGAGUGGAAUACAUACCAGCGAGUCUGCAAUGAAGGAAUUAGGAAAUCCCCUCCUUGGAGUUUAUUUAUUCAGACAUGUUGAUGUUGCUUUGAAUUAUGCAAAUAGAUUGAUCAGUGCAGAAAACAUCCUCGUUUUCAAGGUUCUCUUCGGAAAGGUAAAAAAAAUUCAGCCUCCUAUGGGUAAAAAGAAAGUUGCCCUGGAUCCUACCCCGAACUUUGAUUGCCACAUGUCUAGAAUUGCUCCUACACUUAAAGAUCCAGUUGAUCUGCAGGCCAUUGGCUCAUCGGUUUACUUCUAUGAAUACAAUAUACACUCAAAACCAGUGGAUAAGCCUAGGCAGUGUCUUCCAUAUGCAGUAGUAACAGUAAGAUUUGUUGGCCAGAAGGUGGAAACUGACCCUCUUAUAACAUCUGUGAGGUUUCUGUCUAAAGGAUUUCCUAAGUAUUCUGCACCCCAUGCUACCACUUCAAAAUGGAACAAUAUGUUUCUCCCAGUUCCAGCUACUGAUGGCAGCAAGUAUGCAGAGGAAAAGGGAGUGCGUCCCUUCAGGUCCCUGGAGGGUUGCUGCAUAUGUUAUCCAGGGCAGAUGCCUAAUUCUGAGAGCAGUGCUCAGCCUUAUUAUUCCACUGUUCCUGCACAAGACAGGCUAGGAUUUUGCCUUCAGACUUAAGUGUUGAUUGGAGGAGGAAAUCUAUUCCAAGAGCUGUCGCUACAAAUAAGUAAACUUAAUUUUUAUUGCUUUUGUCAUAGCAAAUAUUGAUUUAUUGUCUUUAUAAGAGAUGAUGAUGCUUAUUCUUUAACAGCUUGGAUUGAAGUUAGAGAUGGACUUCCAAGAGUUAAAAAUUCAAGUUGCUGUUCAAAUAAAUGGAAGCAUCAUAAAAUAUUUAAUGCUAAAUAUCCAAAAUAUGUAAAAGAUCUUAAAGUUAAGUGAAAUGGCACUUGCUCUAAAGAAUGGAGGAAGCCCAGGGGAAAACUGUUUCUAAAAUUUGGAGGUUAAUGUAAAAAGAUUGUUUUCAAAAGCAUGCUUCCACUGGGGGAUUUUCCUGUGCCUGUACUGUAUUUUGGCUGAUUUCCUUUAUGAUUCUCUGCUGAGAUGCUUUUGUGUUACUGCUCGUGCCUUAGUCAUGAUUAUCUUUCACUUGGAUCUUAGACCCUGGACUCUGGAACUACUCUGGAAAAUAAUCAAAAGGGAAAAGAAAAGAAAACAAGCCAUUUGAGAUAACUUUCCUUCCAUGGGUUGAUGCUACCAUGGGUAACUGCCACUCACAAAGCUCCCACUCAACUACCUGAACCCUGGUAGACACCUAAACUCUCUUGGCAUCUUAAUUUUCGUAGUGAAAGUUCCCCAAACCCCUGUGUUUUCAGCCUUUGAGUGGAUGCUGAAGGGCCAGAGUGAUGUGUGAACCAGGGGAAGAUAGGUGUUCCUCCACCUAACUCAGCUGUGGAGCCCGAUCCAGGAAGUGUGCUCAGACUUUGCCUACUGGAGUGGGAAGCCCCUACAGAGACGCUUACACUAAACAUCAGGAGAAGAGGAGGGUGACUUUCCUCAUCAUUCAUAGCCCAGUGGUUAGGGUAUUCACCUGAGAUGUAGAAGACCCCCCCCCAGUUUAAGUCCCCACCUCCAAAUGUGGGGGAGAAGGGAUCUGUGACCUCUCAUGUGAGUGCCCAAUGCGUCUUUCAUUAUUUAUCCACCAGGGUACAGCUUCAAAACGAGGCCAGAGAGACAGUGCGUAAGCAUGAGAAUGACUUUGUAGUCUAGUGGUUAGUGUACUCAUGUGGGAGUACCAGGAUCCAGUCCACCUGCUCUAGUGACUCUUUAUCUAGAGUGCAACAGCUUCAACAGGAGAGGCUGAGGGAGUGCCACAUCCAAAUACCCCAUCACCCAGUGGUUAGAGCACUCCCCUGUCAGUGGCAGAUUCUUGUUCAAAUCCCUUCUCAGGUGGAGGGGGGACUUGAACUGUGGUUCUCGGACAUCUCAGGUGAGUAUUUUUAGGCCAGUGGUUAGGGUAAUGAGGGAGCUCCUUUUCCAACAGUGUGGGCACCUAACACCAAGAGAGGGUUUGCAACUGAGUCCCAAGCAGAGGGAGGCACUGCCCUGCAGCCCAGACUUAGGUACCUGUCUUUGUUAGUGGGGCAGGGGCUGGCAUCUCCCACUGGCUGUCUUAGACCAGGAGCUGUCUCCCAUUCUGAAUCCCCCAUCUCUCCCCAUUCAUUGUAUACAGAGCCUAGUCCUGCACUCAGGCUUUGUGAAUCCCAGUGAUUUUCUAGGUGCCUGAAAGUUGGGCAUGGCAAUACUCAGCAUCAUUGCACCUAAGUUUGUUUAUGAAUGUAACCCAAAGUGUGGAGGGGAUCCGUCUUUGGUUGAGUAUUGAGUCACUGAUAUUUGAUGUUGAAUCCUUUAUUGUUUUAUAGACGAGAUUAACAAAAUCUCUGACCAGUAACUGCUUUAGGAGUUAGAUGCAUAACUGUAUGUGGUAAUUGCAAGAAUAAACAUUGU